AUGUCUCGUUCAACAAUCAGCACGACAAGAUACGUUCUCGCUAGGUAUUCCAGAUCUUAUCCGUCGAGCGAGGCUCCAAACUCGAGCGCAACCGGCGCAUCCGAGCGCGAGGGCACAUCUGAAUGGGAACAGUUCUUCAAACCCCUGCUUCAGCUCACUCUACAGAGGACGGUCGGUGCCGAGAACAAUACGAUAGAGUCUGUACGGCUUAGGAUCGCGUGGGACAUGAGCCCGCAGGGAGAUCCGCAAGAAAUCGUGCUUGAGGACCUGGACCUGUUAAGCUUCUCGACAAUGGGAAGUGCUCGUGCAUUUCCUCAGCAGUCGCAAGGAUUGCCCCUGAGAGCCGUCUAUCAGGACGCUCUCGUCGGCAUCCGAUAUUUGCAUCUGCAUCCGAGCCCGACAUACCGCCGAUUUCGGAUCACAUUUGCCUCACCUACCGAGGCAGCUCAGUUCAUUGACAACAUACGAUAUGUCUGCCCGUGUCAACCCAACAGACCGGCCUCUAUCAACCACGGCGCACCUCUGCUCAGGACCAUCGCCUCCCAGAACUCUCAAGGAGUGGACUUCCCUUCGAGCAGCCCACCUAUACCCCAGUCUCAGAGUUUCCCGGAACUGUUCGCAUCGCAGGUGACCUCUCCCGAACAGCAAGGCACGUUAGCGCCAGAGUCGAACCAUGGAGGCCGAGUCCAGUCGGCUCCGCUGAUUGCGAGACAUUCACGCCUCCAUCACCAAGCGCCGUCCUCUUCCAGCGAUGCCAUUUCCACUCCAGAGCCUCGGCUGCCGUUACGGGACCCCGUGGCGAGGACGUCUUUGCGCUUCCACCCCCCGACGUCUUCCCCGCCACGGCCUUCGCCGCCGAGUGGCAGCGAUCCCUUGGACUUGUUGAGGGGUGGAACCCAAACGGCCGCAGCGUCAGCCGAGGAAGUUCCUCGUGAUCGAUUACUGGCAGCUCUGGAGGAAGAUCCGUCUCUCGAGAAGCUAUCGCGCGGUGACCUCGAGGAACUGGUGGGGCGCGUCGUUCGCGAAGAAGGGUUUGCUCAGCUACUGGAGAAACUUGACUCCAUGUGGGCGAUGAAAGGGUUUCUGGGCCGAUGA
Molecule: messenger RNA, 1095 nt
Organism: Punctularia strigosozonata HHB-11173 SS5
Lineage: Eukaryota; Fungi; Basidiomycota; Agaricomycetes; Corticiales; Punctulariaceae
Exons: 4
Coding region: 1-1095 (364 amino acids)
Source: RefSeq, a predicted model, not a curated record